CUCCUUUUCCUCCAUUACACGACACCGUUCCAUCCAACAUCCAUCAAACCCUAAAAUCUUUCUCCUUCUUUCCCCUCCUGCGCCGGGUCCGACAACCUCACCAUUUCUGAGAAAUCUCUCUCCUAACACGGCGUCUUCCAUAUCUCUCUCAGACUCUCUCUUUCUCUCUCCGUACUAAACAACGCUGCCUCUUCUCUCCUUGCGUCGCCGUCUCGCCGAGAUUCCACCGACAACAGCCGCCACACUCUUCCUCUCUCCGUCUAUCUCCGUCUCGUAAAUCCUCUGUUCAGCCUCCCUCUCGUUCUUUCUCUCUCCCUCAGUCGAUCCCAAUCUCUCCUCCCUUCUCUCUGUUCCAUCUCAAGUUUUCACCACGAACAAGCGCAACCCUCCAGAAAAUCACACAAAACAGUGUGUGGUCACAACAGAAAUGAGAAAAACGGCAGCCGUCGGGUCUGGGUGUAAGGUGCAUGCAAAGAGUUAUAUCUAAUAUUUUGGAGGUUUCAUUUGCUUGUGGACUAUAUCUCCCAUUGACAUAAUAUUGCUUCCGGGUGUCAUGGAUCCUAAUGGUUUUAUUGACGAGAAGUGUGAAAGCAGACUUUACAUUGGUAACCUUGAUUUGAGAGUAACAGAGGCUGCUCUGAUUAAGAUGUUCUCUCCCUUUGGGAAGAUUGUAUCUGAAGAUUUCCUGUGGCAUACGCGUGGCCCAAAACGCGGAGCACCAAGGGGUUUUGCUUUUGUCCAGUAUAGUACAAAAGAGGAAGCUAAAUUGGCCAAGGAGAAGAUGCAUGGGAAAUUAGCUUGUGGCCGCCCAUUGGUUGUCCGGCUGGCUAGUGAGAAAUACUUGGUGGAAACAGCUGAGAAGUCUUCCAAAGCGAUGGGUGAGUCAAACAGGACAAGUAUUUCUGGUAGUAAUUCAGGACAAAUGAGUCGUGGGGCUACAAUAGCUGCAAUCAGGAAUAAAUUAAAAGCUUUGGAGGAGGAGGAGAGCUCAGGUGGAAAGAAGCAGAAGCUGGGGGAAAGCAUAUCCUGCAGUGAAAAGCUGGAUCUCCCCUCUGGCAACAGAUAAUUGGGAAUUAUAAUUAGGAGUUGGAAAUUUAUCAAAGUGAGAGUUCUGCGAAACCUUACUACCCAGUCUCGGAACCUUGUGAGGCAUUAGCAUGAUCGAUUUGCUGAAAUGGAAAUGAUUUCAUGUCAUAGUAAUACUGUAUAAUGGUGACAUUAUCAAUGCAAUGGUUUUUUGUAUCAAUCUUGACCUUUUGUGUCGUGACUAAAAAGCAAUGGUGAAACCCAUGGCAUGUUUGUGGCCUUAUACGAAAGAUGAAGAAGUUUUAGUUAGAAGUUGUCGAUAAA
This is a messenger RNA of Carya illinoinensis, 1350 nucleotides long. Its product is annotated as probable RNA-binding protein 18. Gene Ontology annotation, molecular function: RNA binding. Bases 554 to 1066 code for a protein of 170 amino acids. The transcript is spliced from 5 exons. The record is from RefSeq and is a predicted model, not a curated record. Lineage: Eukaryota; Viridiplantae; Streptophyta; Magnoliopsida; Fagales; Juglandaceae.